UAUUAUUGACUUUGCGUCACAAGGUUAUGUCAAAUUCAAAUAAAAUAAACGAUUUUUUGUAUUUCAAAACAAAAAUACCAUAAUUUUUAAUAGACAUCGUACAAAUUGUGUCCUAUCUCAGAUAGUCAGAAACUCCGUUUUUAAAGAGCACUGUUAUACUCGAAGUUCAAUAUCAUAAUAAGUUUCCCGCGAAAAGUGAAACUUUCUUUACGUUCACAUCACAACAAUGCUAUCUACAUCUAACUUAGAAAGGCUAAUUGCAGAGAAAAGGCGUGAGAUAGAGAAGGAGAAAACUGUGCUGGGUCUGGCGGUUCGAGAGCCGGUCCAUCAACAUGAGAACGCCAACGCUGGAACACAGACGGUUAAAAAGCAAGUGAAUUUCGCGCAAACACAGCCACAGCCGCUGCGCGAACACCAUGCCUACACAGAGAACCAAGAAGAGAAAGAGCUUCAGGAACUAUACAGAGAGCAAGAAGAGAGGAUACCGCCGGAUCUAGAGAGAUAUAUCAGGCGCUACAUAGGCUUGCCCGUGAUGCUGAAGGCGGGCGAGUAUUCCCCAAACAACCCGCUGGUGCGCGGCGAGCGCGCGGCGGGCGACGCGCUGCUCGGGCUGGGCGAGUACGAGCGGCGGCGGAACACGCUGCGCAAGAUACGCCAGCAGCAGUACCGGGAGUAUCUAGACCAGCAAGCAAAGAAAAAACAAGAGGCGAAACAACAAGCGGAGAGGGAGCGUCGUGAACGUGAACAGAAGGAGAAAGAACGAGAAGAGAGGGAGAGAGAGAUACUGCAGGAGCGAGAGAGGUAUAGCGCGGAGCGGCGCCGCAGCGUGCAGCAUGUCGACAACAACAACUGUUAUCACAACACUACGGUAGACACAGGCGUCCAAGUCGACAACUUCACGCGGCCGCUAUCAGUUGCUGUGCAGACUGAUGAGACAGAGUUAUACAGGCUGCCCCCCUCGCCCACUAAGACCCAGCUGACGCUAACGCAGGCCGAGCGUGAGUUGUCCCCGCGCAGUGUGACGGGAGCCCGCGGCUGGGCCCACGCGUGGGACAACAACAACGAACAGUGUCAGCGGCGGCGCAGUUAUGGGGACUUUGAUGAUCGUUCAUCGACACUGGUUAAGAAGUCCGAUCUCCGCCACACGUACAUGCCGUCCAUAUUCGACGCCGAUGCCAUACAGCUGAGGAACAUGCAGGCUGAGAAGGAAGCGGCAGAACGUCGUCAGUACUACCAACAAGAGCUGAAGAAUCAAAUACAAGAACAGCAGAGAAUCAGAGAAGAGAGGAAAACUAGAGAGAAAUUGCUGGAACAAGCGGAGAUGCGUCGUCUUGAGGAACAACUGCGGAUGCUGCGAGUCGCGCAGGAGAGAGAGAUCAGCCGACAACACGACAUCACUGCUGCUAUCAAAGAGAAUACAACUGACUAUCACAACAAACGCACAGAAUUACAGCGCGAUAUAGACGCGGAACAACAAAAGUUACUCCGAGCCACCUCCCAGCCUAUACGACAACAGCCGAAACGCAGUAUUCAUACCUCCGUCAGCGACAACAACCCCUCAAAACUACCGUUCUACUACCCGAGGAUACAAGAACGUACCAACGAAAUAGCUAACAAGAAACCCUACUCAAUAAACAUCCCAGACAAUUCAAUAUUCUCGUCAAACUACGACGUAGACAGCUAUUUGAGACGAAACCUCAACUUCAACAAAGACAAACAUUACGAUAAUGAUGACACGGACGUCGAAGUGCAGAAAUCUAAACGCGUUGUCGUCGAGAAGGCCUUAGUUCAUGACAGACCAGAUGAGAGACUUAAACUUACUGUGAACGAAAAAGUUCAAACUCCAAGAAAUCCACAACUAAAUGUCGACACUUUACCAAUACCUGUGCUUAGACAUUCACCAAAGAAUUAUGACGGCGAAAACGACGACAGCAAAAUGAGUGAAGCUAUGAAGAAAGUCGAUGAUAAAUGGAAAGUACCGGCCGUGCAGAAGAAUAUAUUGAAAGCAUUACCAAAUGAUGAAGGCAAGAGUGUGAACAUACUAACACAAUUGGGUUCUAUAAGACGCCAGCUGCAAUUGGAACAGCUGAAACUAGAUAGGAUGAUAAAUAAAGAGGAUGUGUGAUAUACGGACUGCUUGGAUAAAGAUGUUAGGGUUAAAAGGGGCGGGAAUCGAGGAGUUUGUUGUAUGGGAUUUGUUUAGGUAAUUGUGAAACGAUAUGACAGGCAAAGUGCGAAAAAUAUGGUGUUUUUCACAAACUCAAGGAAUGACGUUGGGUACGGUAUUCCCAUAAAAAGGUGUCUUUAUUCAAGCAAGUCCAAUACGAAUUAAUAUAAGUAAUUUACAGCCCUUCCAAGCUUGGCACUAUUAGCUAAAUAUAAAUGAUAUACAAAGAAUAUUCACAUUAUAUGUGUUAUUGUCAUUUAGGCCGGUAAUUGGAUUGCUCGAUAAUCAAUGUACAGUAGUAAAAGCCAUCACCAAUCACCACUUCGCGACGUUGCUGACUUCCAUGUGCGAUAACCAAUGGUGAUUUGUCAUUUACAAUACGUUACUACCGUAUAUAUUUAUUGUUUGUACAUAAUACCAGUCUAUAUAUGUAUGACUCCGGUUUUGCCGCUUCCCGUAUAGGGUUGGGUUUUUAUAACCACGCUAGCUCGCCACGGAUUGGCGAUUUCAGAUUCCAACAUUUGGAAUCCAUAGUUUUCUUACACAAUUUUGUCAGUGAUGUCUUAGAGCAGAAAAUGCAUAUAACUUUUAAAAAGUCACAUUGGUACUUUAUCUGCGUUGGGGUUGAACCUGCACAACAUUCAUACAAUUCCCUGCUGGCCCAGAUCAAUACUGCAAGCCGCAGGGCUACCGCGACAAUUUAUACAUACUAGGUACUAGGCAAUUUCUUAUCGUGGAAAUCGUCACAACGUAGAAAGUUUACCAAUAAUCUAAGUAUGUAAAAGAAAUUUACUUUGCAUUAUUCGAUGCAGUCCAAUAUAACCGGCCUACCACACUGAGAUCUUAGUAUAAUCAUACUAGAUUGCACGAAACUAUUCUAUAAAUUAGAAAAACGUAGACAGUUUAAAUGUAUUACCAGUUAUUCAAAACUACAGUCAACUACUGUCUUUUAAAUUUAAGUAAAAAAAUAGUUUUUUUUUUAUCACAAUUAUGUUUUAAUUUAACAUCUUAACCGGGUUAAGACCGCGGUAAAACCCAGAUAAGAUGUAAAUCUAAUAUGUAUUGUUAAUUUUACAUACUGUUUAGUUUGUUGCAUGUUAUUCUACGAUUAUGUUUUAAUAUAUUCUUUGAUAUGUUGUACUAAUUGUAAUUAUAAC
Messenger RNA from Trichoplusia ni (cabbage looper), 3324 nucleotides. RefSeq names its product trichohyalin-like. Bases 227 to 2125 code for a protein of 632 amino acids. The record is from RefSeq and is a predicted model, not a curated record. NCBI's taxonomy places the organism in Eukaryota, Metazoa, Arthropoda, Insecta, Lepidoptera, Noctuidae. The transcript has 10 exons.